GGUCCGAACGUUACAUUUUGAUGCCAACACUUUGCUCGUCCUCUUUUCAAGUUUAGAUUUCCAGGGAAGAGCAAGACACUCAACCAGCUGCGAAAAAUGAAAGAUAAAAAGAACAGAGAUGGGGAAGCGACAAGUUCAAAGCCCAGUUGUUUGGGAUUUCCCAUCAGCAUCUUCUUCAUCGUGGUCAAUGAAUUCUGUGAAAGAUUCUCCUACUAUGGAAUGCGAGCUGUGCUUGUCCUCUAUUUCCGUUAUUUUCUGCACUGGACUGAGGAUUUUGCAACUGCCAUUUAUCAUGCCUUUGUUGCUCUGUGUUACUUAACACCAAUCAUUGGAGCAAUCAUUGCUGACUCCUGGUUGGGAAAAUUCAAGACCAUCAUCUACCUGUCCAUUGUCUAUACAAUUGGACAACUGGUGAUAUCAAUCAGCGGCAUUGCAGAUAUUACAGAUACUGAUGGCAAUGGUCAUCCAAAUAAUGUAGCAGUUCAUGUCGCAUUGGCAAUGAUUGGUCUGAUUCUUAUUGCUUUGGGCACUGGUGGCAUCAAACCUUGUGUGUCAGCAUUUGGUGGUGACCAGUUUGAAGAACACCAGGUAAAACAAAGACGUCGGUUCUUCUCAAUUUUCUAUUUAUCAAUCAAUGCUGGAAGUCUGAUUUCUACCAUUAUUACUCCCAUCCUGAGAGGUCAACAAUGUGGUCAUGUUGCUCAGGCAUGUUACCCCCUUGCCUUUGGAGUGCCAGCAGCACUGAUGGCAAUUGCUUUGAUUGUAUUUAUAGGAGGAAGUCCUUUGUAUAGGAAAUCUACACCCGAGGGGAAUAUUAUGCUUAAAGUUUGCAAGUGCAUAUGGUUUGCUCUAAAGAACAGAUUCCAGCAUCGUAGCAACCAAUAUCCCAAACGGGAGCACUUUAUGGACUGGGCUGCAGAGAAAUAUGAUGAACAUUUGGUUGCUCAGGUCAAGAUGGUGCUGAAAGUGUUGUUUCUGUAUCUUCCAUUGCCUAUGUUCUGGGCUUUAUUUGACCAACAGGGCUCGAGGUGGACCUUUCAAGCGACCAGAAUGGAUGGAGAUUUUGGAGCCAUUGACAUACAACCUGAUCAGAUGCAGACAGUCAACCCAAUCCUCAUUUUGAUCUUGGUUCCGAUUGUCGAUGGUUUCGUUUAUCCCUUGAUUGCUAAAUGCAACUUCAACUUCACGCCCCUAAGAAAGAUGACAGUUGGGAUGUUUCUUGCAGCUUUAGCAUUUGUUGCUGCUGCUUUGGUGCAACUUCAAAUUGAUAAAACACUUCCGCUCUUCCCUGCUGCUGAUCAAAGUCAAAUUAAAGUCGUCAAUGUUGGUAAUUUGUCAGUCGUUGUAACACUAAACGGAGUUUCCAAGAAUUAUUCACUGAAACCAUCAGAGGCAACUGAUUACACUCUUGUUACGACAGCUGAUAUAGAGAGUUUUAAAGUUUCCUAUGGAGCCGUUAAUACAACCAUUGAAUCUAACAUUCAGGGUGGAAUGCGUCACACACUCCUAGUAACAAACUUCCCGUCCAUCGAGGCGCUAUUGCUUGAUGAUUAUGGAGACAAACCAGAAGAAGGAAAAAAUGCAAUCAGAUUUGCAACAGCAUUCACAAAUAUUGAAAAUGUCACAAUGAACGAUAAAGAUUAUGGAUAUUUGGAUGGACUAUCAGCAACAAACUACUCAUUGUUUACCAAAGGACAGAAACUAAUCUCAUUUAUCAUUGAUGGAAAAGAAUAUAAACAAAUCUCAAAGGAAUUUGGUUUUGGAAGCGCCUACACAAUCAUCAUUAAUGAAAUAUUAACCACAGAUAAUUUUACAUUAAAUUACAUUGAAGAAAUCGAACCCAACAGUUUCCACAUGGCGUGGCAGAUUCCCCAAUACGUUCUCAUCACAAGUGGUGAAGUGGUUUUCUCCGUCACUGGUCUAGCGUUCGCCUACUCACAGGCACCUUCCAAUAUGAAAUCAGUACUCCAGGCUGGUUGGUUGUUGACUAAUGCAAUUGGUAACAUUAUUGUGUUAAUAGUGGCAGAAGCUUCAACUAUUCAGGAACAGUGGGCUGAGUAUAUCUUAUUUGCCGCAUUAUUGGUUGCAGUCUGCAUAGUGUUUGCUAUCAUGGCCUAUUUCUACACUUAUGUGGAUCCAGUUCAAAUAGAGAUGGAAAUUGAAGAAGAAAUAGCAAGGAAGAAAGCUGAGGCUCUAGAGAAAAUGCCUUACUCUGAGAAUGGAACGAUUAAUGUGGUUCAAUCAAACCUCUGAAACGUAGCAAACAGAACACAUUGUAAAGUUUAACCAGACAUAGCUUCAGUGCAAAUGGACCUUAUGGACUGAGAACAACUGACCUUCUGUCAGCCUGUCUCUGCAAGAGAUGUAAAUAAUGUGACAACAUGCCCUGAUUUCCUGGUAAUUAUGUUAGAAUUCUCACGAUGAGCACUUUUUUCAAUACCCUUUCAAAUAGUGUUUCAGUGUUAUUUCUAACGGCUGAAAACAAAUAGUGGACGAAAUGCCCAUUGCAAUUUUCCAUAUUCUUUCACG
Molecule: messenger RNA, 2529 nt
Organism: Hemiscyllium ocellatum (epaulette shark)
Lineage: Eukaryota; Metazoa; Chordata; Chondrichthyes; Orectolobiformes; Hemiscylliidae
Product: solute carrier family 15 member 1-like
Exons: 23
Coding region: 97-2253 (718 amino acids)
Biological process (GO): transmembrane transport; oligopeptide transport
Cellular component (GO): membrane
Molecular function (GO): dipeptide transmembrane transporter activity
Source: RefSeq, a predicted model, not a curated record